Molecule: messenger RNA, 1474 nt
Organism: Hippopotamus amphibius kiboko
Lineage: Eukaryota; Metazoa; Chordata; Mammalia; Artiodactyla; Hippopotamidae
Gene: CDC42EP3
Product: CDC42 effector protein 3
Exons: 2
Coding region: 527-1291 (254 amino acids)
Source: RefSeq, a predicted model, not a curated record
AGUCGCCGAGUGCUGCUGCAGCGCGCUCAGUCCAGCUCGCACCUUCCCUCCCGGCUGCGGCCCGAGAGGGCGGGGAGCGCGGCGGCGGGGCCCGAGCGGGGGGCGAGCCCGGAGACCCCGGCCUCGGGCGCCUUCACGCCGUCUCGGAGCGCAUAAUGCUGUGAGCAGGCGCCGCGCCGGCCGACCCGGCAGGAUCCGCGCGUGGCGGGCAGGGUCUUCGUGAGCCUUCGGGAGGUGUCGGUGCCGAGCGCCCGGCCCUCGGGUCAGCGGCUGGGAUCCUUGGCGCCGCUGGUUUCUCCAUGCUGUGGAAGGGACUGGCGGAUGUAACUGGCUCUCCAGAAAGCCCUGCUUGGCUGUAAGUCCAGGAAGGCCUCUUAGCCCUCCGUCUCAUUUCAAAGCCACUGCUGAAGCUACUUGAGGAAAAUGAUGUGACAGUUCCUAUCAGAAAGGAUAUUGGGAAACAUAACAUCCGUGAAGAAAGUAGCCCUUUUUCCCUUUUGCGAAAUCAACAUUCUCAAACUCCAAAAUGCCAGCCAAGACCCCAAUUUACCUGAAAGCUGCCAAUAACAAAAAAGGAAAGAAAUUUAAACUGAGGGAUAUCUUGUCUCCCGAUAUGAUCAGUCCUCCCCUUGGAGACUUCCGCCACACCAUUCACAUCGGCAAGGAAGGCCAACAUGAUGUCUUUGGAGACAUUUCGUUUCUUCAAGGCAACUAUGAGCUUCUGCCUGGAAACCAGGAGAAAGCACACAUGGGCCAGUUCCCUGGGCAUAAUGAGUUCUUCCGGGCCAACAGCACCUCCGACUCCAUGUUCACAGAAACGCCCUCCCCGGUGCUUAAAAACGCCAUCUCCCUCCCGACCAUCGGAGGGUCCCAAGCACUCAUGUUGCCCUUAUUGUCACCGGUGACAUUCAGUUCGAAACAGGAGUCCUUUGGGCCGGGAAAGCUUCCCCGGCUUAGCUGUGAGCCUGUCAUGGAGGAGAAGCCUCCAGAGAAAAGCAGUCUGUUGGAGAACGGAACAGUCCACCAGGGGGACGUCUCUUGGGGGUCCAGUGGGUCUGCAUCCCAGUCCAGCCAGGGCAGGGACAGCCACUCCUCCAGCCUCUCCGAACAGUACCCCGACUGGGCAGCCGAGGACAUGUUUGACCAUCCUGCCCCGUGCGAGCUUGUCAAGGAAAAGACUAAAUCAGAGGAGUCCCUCUCUGAUCUCACGGGUUCCCUCCUCUCCCUGCAGCUCGAUCUUGGGCCCUCAUUUCUGGAUGAGGUGCUGAAUGUCAUGGACAAAAAUAAGUAACAGGACACUGCCGGCUCUUUUCCUUUGGGGUAAGAGGUACCAAAAAACAGAACAAAACAAAACUAACCACAGUCAAAGAGAAGAGCCUCGCUGGCUAUACUUGCUGUCAUGUGAUGGGUUUUCUAAAAUAACGUUCCUACAAAAUAUUUUUUUACCUGCUAUGCCCUGUUUGCAAAACCAGUU